Molecule: messenger RNA, 1321 nt
Organism: Octodon degus (degu)
Lineage: Eukaryota; Metazoa; Chordata; Mammalia; Rodentia; Octodontidae
Gene: Golph3l
Product: golgi phosphoprotein 3 like
Exons: 5
Coding region: 193-1050 (285 amino acids)
Biological process (GO): Golgi vesicle budding; Golgi organization; Golgi to plasma membrane protein transport
Cellular component (GO): Golgi cisterna; cytosol; trans-Golgi network
Molecular function (GO): phosphatidylinositol-4-phosphate binding
Source: RefSeq, a predicted model, not a curated record
CUAAGGAAGCUGAUGUGUUAUUCCCUCUUGCAAUCUGAGGAUCAGGAAGUUUAUGCUCUCUGCGUGGCUGAGAAGUUUUUUACCUAGUAGGACAGGGUGGGGUGGAAGAAACAGGUGUCGUCCUAACGCAGUGCAAGCUAUAACCUGCCUCUAGCCGUAACCCAGGAAUAAUCUCAGAAGAAAUAGGUGAGAAUGACAACAUUAACUCACCGGACCCGUCGCACAGAAAUAAACAAGAAUUCUGAAAAGAAGGUAGAAAGUGAGGAAGACACUAAUCAAGAGAGGAGUCUAGAUAAUGAAGAUUCUGGAGACUCAAAGGACAUCCGCCUCAGUCUUAUGGAAGAAAUAUUGCUCCUGGGACUAAAAGAUAAAGAGGGUUACACAUCUUUCUGGAAUGACUGCAUAUCAUCUGGCCUGCGAGGGGGCAUCCUAAUAGAACUGGCCAUGAGAGGUCGAAUCUAUCUGGAACCCCCCACCCUGCGAAAGAAGCGCCUCCUAGACAGAAAGGUACUGCUGAAGUCAGACAGCCCAACAGGUGAUGUGUUACUGGAUGAAACUCUCAAACACAUCAAAGCCACUGAACCCACAGAAACUGUCCAAACAUGGAUAGAACUACUCACUGGUGAGACCUGGAACCCUUUCAAAUUACAGUACCAGCUGAGAAAUGUACGAGAGCGAAUUGCAAAGAACCUAGUAGAGAAGGGCAUUCUAACUACUGAGAAGCAGAACUUCCUGCUGUUUGACAUGACUACUCAUCCAGUGACCAAUAUAACCGAGAAACAGCGACUAGUGAAAAAACUUCAAGACAGUGUUCUAGAGCGGUGGGUCAAUGACCCUCAGCGCAUGGACAGGCGAACGCUGGCACUCCUGGUGCUAGCUCACUCUUCUGACGUGCUAGAGAAUGUCUUCUCCUCACUGACAGAUGACAAGUACGAUGUGGCAAUGAAUCGAGCCAAGGACCUAGUAGAACUGGACCCGGAAGUGGAAGGGACAAAGCACAGUGCCACAGAGAUGAUCUGGGCUGUACUGGCAGCCUUUAAUAAAUCCUAGAGCCAGCACAUUAGCUUUCUCUUUUUCUCCUGCUGGCUGAUGACUGUUAGAGACCCUAUCACAGGGUUUUUGUGAUGAGAUUCAUCUUUAUGUUUUUGCUCUUGUUUGUUUCCUUGUUUGUUUGUUUGUUUGUUUGUUAACCUCUUUAAUCAAACUCAUUUGGGGACAGCAACUUUAGGGUUUCUCCAGAGACCUUGAAACCGCUAAAAGCAGACUUUCUCCCUGUGCUUCCACUCCAUACCCAUACACACCCAAUAAACAUUUUCUUCCA